CUUUUGUGUGGAGGUGAGACGAGAACGCUUUUUUGCUUUUCGUCUGUCUCUCUCUCUCUCUUCACUUCCUCUUACCUCUCUGUUUACACGAUUCUUCUUCUUCUUCUUCUAUGUCUUAUUUCUCCAUUGGCAUUCACUUCUCUACACUCCGUUUUAUUUUUAGAGGAAUUACGAUUUGGGUCUCGGUUAUCGGCGAAUCAUUUACAGUGAUGACAGUAUAAUGUCUUAUGCUCAUCAUCAUCGCCGGGGACAUUCCUCUUUACGUCUAUGGAUUUUAAUGCCGGAGUUCCUAUGUCCUCUCUUUCACCUUUGAUGAAUCAAGAUGCAAUGUGGCAAAUAAAUUUGAGUUCAGAUGAAACAAUGGAAACUGGUUCUUACCCAGAACGACCAGGAGAGCCGAAUUGUUCUUAUUACAUAAGAACUGGACUUUGUAGAUUUGGCUCAACUUGUCGGUUCAAUCAUCCUCGUGAUCGGGAACUGGUUAUAGCCACUGCAAGGAUGAGAGGAGAAUACCCUGAAAGGAUAGGUCAGCCUGAAUGCGAGUACUAUUUGAAGACAGGAACCUGCAAGUUUGGAGUAACAUGUAAGUUUCACCAUCCAAGGAACAAAGCUGGGAUUGCUGGAAGAGUCUCACUCAAUAUGUUAGGCUAUCCUCUACGCUCGAAUGAGGUUGACUGUGCUUAUUUUCUAAGAACCGGACACUGUAAAUUUGGUGCGACAUGUAAAUUCAACCACCCUCAGCCUCAAGCAACAACCAGCAUGAUGGUUCCUACAUCAGGGCAACAGUCUUAUCCUUGGUCAAGAGCAUCUUUUAUUGCCAGCCCUCGAUGGCAAGAUCCCUCUGGCUUCACCCCAUUACUUAUGCCCCAAGGUGUUGUACCGGUUCAAGGCUGGAACCCUUACAGCGGUCAGCUCGGCUCAGUUUCUCCUUCAGGUACCGGCAUUGAGCACAACUACAGAAACUUGCAGCAGAACGAGACCAAAGAGCCAGGCUCUCAGUCUCAAGGGUCCUUCUCGGGUUUCGAUUCGGGCGCCUCUGUUCCGCUAGGAGGGUUCUAUGCAUUGCCGAGGGAAAGUGUUUUCCCGGAGAGACCCGGACAACCCGAAUGUCAGUUCUACAUGAAGACAGGUGACUGCAAGUUUGGCACCGUUUGCAAAUUUCAUCAUCCUAGAGACAGACAAGCUCCUCCUCCUGACUGUCUCUUAAGUCCCCUUGGCCUCCCUUUACGCCCGGGAGAACCCUUGUGUGUGUUCUAUACUCGCUAUGGAAUCUGCAAAUUUGGUCCGAGCUGUAAAUUUGAUCACCCAAUGCGAGUAUUCACAUACGACAACGCGGCUUCAGACACAGAUGAGGCUGUGGAAACAUCAGGUGGGCACACCAGAAGAGCCUCUGUGUCUGAAACAAGACAAGCAGCAACAACCUCUGCUAAAGACGCUACCAUUGAUACACAGCAGUGAAGAAGAAACAAAAGAAGAAAAGAGCUUAAAAAAAAGCUUUGAUUUUUCAAAGAGGAAUCUGUAAAUUCUCAUUUUCAUUUAAAUCUCAAGCAUAUUUAUUAAUAAAUGUAUAGAGGUGAUUAUACAAACUGAUCUUGAUCUUAUCUGAUCGCCAUUGUUGUAAUAUUAUUUUGGCGAAUCAGUUGAAUAAAUGAUAAAAGUAAUUUCCUCAAAUUUGACCUUUGGAGCAAAUAAGGUAACAUUGUGUUCCCGAUAUUAUGAUCCGG
This is a messenger RNA of Thlaspi arvense, 1724 nucleotides long. NCBI's taxonomy places the organism in Eukaryota, Viridiplantae, Streptophyta, Magnoliopsida, Brassicales, Brassicaceae. The record is from the annotation of a GenBank genome assembly.